This is a messenger RNA of Larimichthys crocea (large yellow croaker), 4478 nucleotides long. RefSeq names its product EGFR pathway substrate 8a, signaling adaptor (gene eps8a). The transcript has 22 exons. Lineage: Eukaryota; Metazoa; Chordata; Actinopteri; Sciaenidae. Gene Ontology annotation, biological process: Rho protein signal transduction; positive regulation of ruffle assembly; regulation of Rho protein signal transduction. Gene Ontology annotation, cellular component: ruffle membrane; vesicle; plasma membrane. The coding region runs from base 526 to 3000 and encodes 824 amino acids. Gene Ontology annotation, molecular function: actin binding. The record is from RefSeq and is a predicted model, not a curated record.
GUGAGCUCUGACUCAGGUGAGCUCAGAUCAGGCUGACAGUCCAGCAGCAGGUUAUUGAUCAGACUCAGUCAGCUGAUCAGUGGAUUAUUGGAAGCUUUGUUCAGAGUGUCAGCGGGUUAUUGAUCAGUGACGUCGAUCAGCUGAUCUGUAUGACAUCAUCAGUGUCACAUCUCAUCAUGAACAAAUAAACGAUCAGAGCUGCACUAAUGAAUCAAUCAUUGAUUAUUGAUUUUCUGUGAAGACCGUGUGAACACAGCACGUGUACACACACUAAUAAAGGUGUGUCUGCCACCUGUCAGCUGGUCUACAAGCUCCGCCCCUGCCCCUCCCCCACCUGCCCAUAACGAGUCAUUAAUUAGAGGCUUAGCGUGUCGGGUAAAUCCUGCAGAGAUCCUCAGUAAUCCGUCACUCAGAGUCAGACGAGUCAGUCUGUGCAGCCCGGCCUCACCUGUGGACCUCACCUGUGGACCUCACCUGUGGACCUCACCUGUGGACCUCCGGACAGCUGACUGUCCACUGUGAAGGAUGAACGGAUAUGAAAGUCCCGCCUCCGGCGUCUUCGCCUCCUACAGCUCACAGAUCAACGGCCAUGACUCUUCGGACCCUCCCAAAGCCAAGUCCAGUGCCAAAGCUCUGUACGAACAGCGGAAACACUUCACCAAAACCAGCAUCGACAGUCUGACGGACACGUCGCAGUACCAUGUGGAGCACCUGACCUCGUUCGUGUUGGACCGUAAAGACGGGAUGAUCACGGUGGACGACGGGAUCCGACGUCUCCGCCUGCUGGACGCUAAAGGGAAGGUGUGGACUCAGGAGAUGCUGCUGCAGGUGGAGAACAAGAGCGUGAGCCUGAUCGACCAGGAGACCAAGAACGAGCUGGAGAACUUCCCCAUCGGGUCGAUCCAGCACUGCCAGGCCGUGAUGAACGCCUGCAGCUACGACUCCAUCCUGGCUCUGGUGUGUAAGGACUCGGGUCAGAACAAACCGGACCUCCACCUGUUCCAGUGUGACGACAUCAAGGCGAGUCUGAUCCACGCAGACGUAGAAAGUGCCAUGAUCGAUGCCAAAGGCGGGAAAGUGAAGAAGAGACCGGAGGCGCUCAAAAUGAUCCUGAAGAGUGAUGGGAUCAUCCCGCCUCCCCCUGCAGCUCCCGCCCCCGAACCACCGGAAUCAUCCAAUCAGGUGGACGUGAAGAGUCGAGCGGCCGCCUGGUCAGCGUGGACCAAUGAACAGCAAGAGUAUGAGAAGCUGCUGUCGGAGGAGGACGGGCCGGUGGAGAUGACGGCGGCUCGAGUGGACCGGGACGUGCAAAUCCUGAACCGCAUCCUGGACGACAUCGAGUUCUUCGUCACCAAACUGCAGAAGGCUGCCGAGGCGUUUAACGAGCUCUCCAAGAGGAAGAAGAUCAAGAAGGGCAAGAAGAAAGGUCCAGGAGAGGGCGUCCUCACUCUGCGCUCCAAACCUCCAGGUGAAGAAGAAUUCGUGGACUGUCUGCAGAAGUUCAAACACGCCUUUAACCAGCUGGGCAAACUGAAGGAUCACAUCCAGAACCCGAGCGCCGAGGACCUGCUGCACUUCCUGUUCAACCCGCUCAGGAUGGUGAUCCAGGCGUCUGGCAGUGUUGACCUUGCUCGUAGUGUUGUCGUUCCUCUGCUGACUCGAGAGGCGAUCGACUUCCUGCACGGCUCGGGGACGCCGGAGGAGAGACACGUGUGGGUGACUCUGGGAGACGGCUGGACCAAGUGCAGGUUGGAGUGGCCGAAGGAUCAUUACUUCCCUCCGUGUCCGCUGAGGUUCCGUGACGGUUGGGAGCCUCCGGCGCUGAGAGAACAGGAAGUGACUCAUCUUGCCGAGAGUCUCGCCGACGGCGAGCUGCAGAGACAGGAAGAGCUGAGGAGCAGGCUGAUGCAGGAGCCGGCGGCGGCGGUGCAGCAGCUUCCUCCUGCAGACGGGUACGCCUUCGCCAACUCCUACAAACGCAUGCAGAUCCUGGAUCAGGACGCGGCCAUGGCCGCAUUCAAACAGGCUGUCAGCUGCCGCUUAGACCGGAGCCUGGACGUGGACAGCAGGGGCCAAUCAAAACUGUUUGCCAAAUCUAAAUACGACUUUGUGGCGAGAAACAACACGGAGCUGUCUGUGCUCAAAGACGAGGUCGUCGAGGUUCUGGACGACAGGAAGCAGUGGUGGAAGGUCCGUAACGGCUGCGGGGCGUGCGGCUACGUGCCAAACAACAUCCUGGAGGUGACCAAAGCGGUGGACAUCACGGGCAGAGGAGAGCCAAUCUACAGCCACACCAUACAGCAAUUACUGAGCGAGUUAAACGAGAAACAGACUAAACCAGCAGCGACACCGAUGCCUGCGGCUCCGACGCCGCCCCCUCCGGCCCCCGCCAGGCUCCCCACGCCCCCGCUGCCUCCUCCAGCCGCCGAGCCCGCCGAGCCGCCCGCCGGCAGCAGCCAGGUGAGCCGGCAGGUGAGCCGGCAGAACAGCACGACGUCCAGCGACAACGGCGGCGUCGCCAUGAGAGACCACGGCAACCAGAGAACGGCACCUGGAAACCGCAGGAAGUCCAACAUGGAGGAAGUCCAGGACGAGCUGAUGCACAGACUGACUUUGGGUCGCAGCGCUCAGAAGAAGAUCCAGGUUCCCGCUCGAGGCGGCGGCGGCGGCGGCGGCGUGGCGCCCGUCAGCAUCACGUACGACUCGACACCGGACGACGUCAGAGCGUGGCUGGAGGCCAAAGGCUUCAGUCCAGUGACCAUCACCAGUCUCGGCGUCCUGACCGGCGCUCAGCUGUUUUCUCUGAACAAAGACGAGCUGAAGACAGUUUGUCCCGACGACGGAGCUCGAGUCUUCAGCCAGGUCACCGUCCAGAAGGCGGCGCUGGAGAAGAGUUCAGGUGCGGAGCUUCAGGAGAUCAUGAGGAGGCGGCAGGAGAAGCUGGCAGCCAGUACCUGUGACUCAGGGGUGGAGUCUUUUGACGAAGGCAGCACCCAUUAAGCUCCUCCACUCCUCCUCCUCCACUCCUCCUCCACUCCUCCCUCCCUCCCUCCACUCCUCCUCCACUCCUCCCUCCCUCCUCCCUCUCUCCCUCCUCCCUCCUCCCUCCUUUACUGUCAUUGGAUCUCCUCACGUUGCAGCCUGCUGUUUUCAUCCUCAGGCGGCGGCGGACCACGCCAAGUUUGUGGAGAUCAUGCGUCGCAGACAGGAACUCCUCAGCUCGUCUCCUCCGUAGAACCGGUCCGACAUGUCGGAGAGGUUCUGCCAUGAAGUUCACCUGAACUGUCUGUCUGUGGUUCUGUCUGUGGUUCUGUCUGUGGUUCUGUCCGCCUGUCCAAAGUAAACCUCUCAGUAUUGAUGUCAGACGGACGGGCCGGCUCCAGUUUGAGUCUCAGACGUCGUCACAGAGUCACAGAGAUCGUUUCAAAGUUUCUCUGAAGUUUGAAUAAUUAAUUAACAUUAAUUAAACCAACGGACCUCGACUGUGAACGUCAGACGAGCAGCAGGUGGCGCCAAAUCUCCAAAUCUGAGUUUGUUUUGGCUCCAACAUGAAAAUUAUAAAUAAAGAUUUAAUUUAGUUUGUGUUGAACUCUGUGACUCAACGUGACGACAAACGUUGAUUCUGUAAUUAAAAUAUACAUCAAGAAUUAAUAUUCAUAGUUUAAUCUUUGUUUAAAUAACGUUAUAUAAACGUUCAGAGAACUGAUCGACUGGAAAUCUUUCAUUCAUGAUUCAGACAAAAACGUUUAAUAAUUAAAUUAAAUUAAAUUUGAUGAAAUGCUUUCUGUUUUUAAGGUGGAAUGAUGAAUUAACAAGUCAAAUGAAUGUAUCCACCUUAAACACCAUGAAUGUCUUCAGGCUCCGUCCACUGCGACAGGUAGCCUCACGUCCACGCCGUUAAAGAGACUAAAACCUGGACGUAGUCUCCGUGACGUCCCCGCAGACUGUCUAAAACCUGGACGUAGUCUCUGAGACGUCCCCGCAGACUGUCUAAACUGACUUGAGGUCAGUUAAUGACUUGACUGAUCUUUAGUUUUUUAUUAAAUUCCUGAUUUCACUUUUUUAAUUUCAUGAAGCUUCGUUAGCUCAAACUGUCGCUCUGCUAACAAACAUCAUCAACACUUCAGGAAGUUCACAAACUGUUUUUCUGUUUACCGUAAAUUCUCUAAAUGAGGUCUGUCAUUUUAUUUUAAUUUUAAAAUCAGAAAAAAUCAUUUUCAUCAUUUCAACAUGAACACGAGUUUUUACGUGUUCGUCCUCGUCCUGUUUGAGACUUUACGGUAAACUGAACGUCGUCUGUAAAUGUCGUGUUCAGGAGAACGUUGACAAAACGUUAAACAAACAUCAGUCAGCAAAAAAUGAUGUGUACACCGACACACACACACGACUGUUUUCUCAUCAGUUUAUUGACUGGCUGAACGUUAAAUCUGUUUGUAUAUGUUCGCAUAUAAGACGUAUAAAGAUCAAUACUCACUGUG